Messenger RNA from Vanessa atalanta (red admiral), 3631 nucleotides. It is a transcript of the gene Nrk, whose product is annotated as tyrosine-protein kinase transmembrane receptor Ror2. Gene Ontology annotation, cellular component: signaling receptor complex. Gene Ontology annotation, molecular function: protein binding; ATP binding; transmembrane receptor protein tyrosine kinase activity. The transcript has a single exon. Gene Ontology annotation, biological process: positive regulation of kinase activity; cell surface receptor protein tyrosine kinase signaling pathway; multicellular organism development. The coding region runs from base 193 to 2109 and encodes 638 amino acids. NCBI's taxonomy places the organism in Eukaryota, Metazoa, Arthropoda, Insecta, Lepidoptera, Nymphalidae. The record is from RefSeq and is a predicted model, not a curated record.
AAUAUCAUAUUUUUUGUUCUAUGAGUUUCUCUGCUGUACGGUCUACUUUACGUGAAAAUUUUGCUAAAAUCAAUAAUAAAUAAUGCGUCCGCCAUUGUGUACUAUCAAGUUUUCAGUAUUUUGUAAAUAUCUUUAAAUUAAAAUGCCACAAUUUUAUAUUUUAUACAUCGAAACACUAACUACAUUAUAACAAUGAAGGUGUAUUGUAAAGUAAUAAUUGUGCUUCUUUCUAUAAAAUCUGUGCACCUUUAUUGUGGUCCAUACAAUGGACAAAUUUGCAAGCAUUACUCAACUGGAUUAGUGUGGUACAACCAUACAGGAGGUCUUGAAAAUGAAAAAAUUACAAGCGGCCUUUGGAAAGAAAUGAUAUCAGCCUUGAAAGAACCUUGCCGCAGUAAAGCAGAAAAACUUCUGUGUUCCUAUGCAUUUCCAAAGUGCAUUGACAAAGACGGCGUAGGAUAUUUUGCAUUACCAUUAUGUUAUGAAGAUUGUAUGGCUGUUAAAAUGCAAUUUUGUUACAAUGACUGGAUUGUUAUUGAAGAACAAAAACGUCGUGGCGUAUUUUUUGAAUCAAGAGGUCAUUUUCGAUUUCCAGAAUGUGAAAAUCUUCCAAAAUUUUCUGGUAAAGGUUCACAAGUAACAUGUAAUAAUGCUGGUAUCACAGAAAUGGAUUAUAGUCAGGUGACAACGACGUGCAUUCAAGGUAAUGGCCAAUAUUAUCAAGGUACAAUGAAUGUCACUGAGACUGGUUUAGCUUGCCAAGCCUGGGAGUCACAGCAUCCACAUCAGCAUACAAGACCACCUCUCGUUUUCCCAGAAGUUCAAAAUGCUACAAAUUAUUGUAGAAAUGCUGGUGGAGAAGAGCGUAAGCCUUGGUGUUACACUAUGGACCCAAAUGUGAGAUGGGAACUUUGUGACAUACCCAUGUGUGCUAACUUUAGUGAGGAAAUAGACAAUACAAAUGGAUCAAUUGUUAUGGAAAAUUAUUUUACACCCACAUUUGUGUUAUUACUCUCUAUUGGAGGCCUUGGAUGUAUAUUAGGCAUAGCAUCAAUUGCCCUUUUGUGCCACUACUUCUUGAAAAACCAUUAUUCUAAAUGUACCAUCUCAAGUCGUAGAAACUUACAAAAUGUAGAUAUUGAUUUAGAUAAGCUUCCAAGUAACCUGGCUUAUCAUACAACUGGAGCACAACUCAAUCCUAAGUUAGAAAAGUUAGAGUUUCCUAGGAAUAACAUAAUUUAUAUUAAGGAUUUAGGCCAAGGUGCAUUUGGAAGAGUGUUCCAAGCCAAGGCUCCUGGUCUAAUUCCUGAAGAAGAAUUCACUUUGGUUGCUGUAAAAAUGCUCAAAGAUGAGGCCUCACAUGACCUACAAUUGGAUUUUGAAAGAGAAGCUUGUUUGUUAGCUGAUUUUGACCACCCAAAUAUUGUAAAAUUAUUGGGUGUUUGUGCUAUAGGACGUCCUAUGUGCUUAUUAUUUGAAUUUAUGGGUAAGGGUGACUUAAAUGAAUAUUUAAGAGCAUGCAGCACGGCACCAAAUUUCCAACCAGCUGUAGAAAACAGAGAAGAUAUAAGACUUCUUGUGACUCCUCUUAGCCAUUUGGACCUUCUUCAUGUUGCCAGACAGAUAGCGUCUGGGAUGGUAUACCUUUCUGAUAGGAAAUUUGUGCAUCGUGACUUAGCUACUAGAAACUGUCUAAUUAAUGAUGAUAUGGUUGUUAAAAUUGCUGACUUUGGACUUUCACAUAAAAUUUACUUACAAGAUUAUUAUAAAGGUGAUGAGCAUGAUGCUAUUCCUGUAAGAUGGAUGCCUUUAGAGAGUAUAUUAUAUAAUAAGUAUACCCUAGAAUCAGAUGUCUGGGCAUAUGGUGUAUGUCUUUGGGAAAUAUUUUCCUUUGCCCUUCAACCAUAUUUUGGUAUGACUCACGAAGAAGUUGUAAGAUUUUUAAAAGAUGGCAAUGUUCUUGCUUGCCCAGACAACACACCAAGAUGUGUAUAUGAUUUGAUGAAGCAAUGCUGGAAUCAUCAUCCAAGUGAUCGUCCAAACUUUAGAGUUAUAUAUCAAACCCUGGACAAUAUACAAAUGGUACUUGAAAGGAGUAAUUCUAAUUGAUAAUUUAAAUAAUAUUGAUUUCCAACAAAACAAAACUGAUCAUUGUAUAUUAACAAAAUGAAAUAAAUUGUUUGAUCAAUUAAUAUAAUUCUGUAAAAAGUUGUCGUGCCACUUAGAUUUAAAAUAUGUAAAAGCCACUUAAAUUGUAUUAGCUGUUUUGAUUAUUGUUGUGUGUGAUAAGUGAUGACUAAUGUUUUGAUUCAGUGAAAUAUGUUCAACACAAAUUCAAGUACCGGUACUUUGGACUAUUUGGUGAUCACAGUAAUUGUUGGAAACAUGUAUUAUUACUAAUAACACAGGAAUUAUUACUAAUAAUGCCCAUCUGGACCACCUCUAGUGUAGCAAUGUUGUUUUAAGAUAGUAAUUAUAAUUUGUAGAUAUUUUUCUAUUGUGCAGUUUAAUCAUAACAAGACUGAUUUUGUUUAAUAAUGUUCCUUUGUCAUUUGGGUAUGUGAACUGUUCGUGAUUUUUAUGUGUUUUAUGGCAGGCUAAUGAAUAUUUAAUUUUAUUUUUGUUAUACAUAUUCCUUGAACAUUAUCAGAGAUUUGUCAUGAUAAAUUAAUAAAAAUUAUGUUUAACUGAAUGUCUGAUAAAUUGUACUGGCCAAAAUUUAUUCAGCAAUGUAUGUAAAGUGCCAAUUUUGAAAGAAUGAUUUUAAACAGUAGCUAGUUUUAAACUUUGUUAUGUUUAAUUUGUAACUAAGUACAUUUUCCAUAGACAUACCAUGGUCAUAUUGGUAAAUCUUAUUAUUGUUAGUAACUAUUGUAUUACUAGUAAUUUUUGUAUCAAUUGAAAUUUAAAAAAUCAUCAACUUAAAAAGCGACGAUCACUAGAAAAUCGGCUGCUUGAUGAUGCUUGUAAACUUGGGAAGUCUUCAAGUAUAACCGAACAUGUGUCAAUACUCAAUAUAUUGUGUAUCUUGAAUCACAAGCAUUCUUCUCUUCCUACCAUUUUCUUAGUAUUUGUUCGAUUACACUUGAGUCUUGAACGUUGCUGACGUAAUACAAUAUAUAAAAUUACGUGGGGUUAUACAUAGAAAAAACAUUAUCCCCUUUAAAGUCUAAUUCGCAAUUUUAAAUAUUUUCUUAAGUUGUUUGAUCAUAAUACUUCUUACUAUAAUGUGAAUUGAUAUUUUUAUAAUAUUUCUAUCUUCUUUUUAUAUAGAAGUCGCCAUGCUAAGCAAGAAUUAAUUAGUCAUUUUCUAAAAUCAAAAUCAUUUGAAAAAAAAAUCACAUGUAAAUGACUUUGCAUUAGCGGGGGCGUAUUUAUUUAUUACUUAUUCAGUUACAUUUUAACUUACAUAUAAUUAUAUAGAUUUUUUAAUAUCCAAUCAAGCCAUCCAUUAAAUCAACGAUAAAAUCAUGUGAAAUAAAACACUGCCAGAUACAUUUUUGUAUUAUGUAUAUUAUUUUUAAAAACAUUUAAUUUCUAUGACAUAGUAUUUUGGAAUUUUGUAUUUUAUGAAACAUUAUACAUUUAAUUUAUUAAAUUGUGUUAAUCUUUGUCGUUAAGAGUAAAUAAU